Molecule: messenger RNA, 186 nt
Organism: Trametes versicolor FP-101664 SS1
Lineage: Eukaryota; Fungi; Basidiomycota; Agaricomycetes; Polyporales; Polyporaceae
Product: ubiquinol-cytochrome C reductase UQCRX/QCR9-like protein
Exons: 4
Coding region: 1-186 (61 amino acids)
Biological process (GO): mitochondrial electron transport, ubiquinol to cytochrome c
Source: RefSeq, a predicted model, not a curated record
AUGUCUCUGGCCAACGCAUUCUACAACACUAUUGUCCGGCGCAACAGUGUGUUCGUACCGACUAUCUUCGUCGGUGCGUUCGCGUUCAGCAUCGGCUUCGACGUCGGCAUCACAGGCUUCUGGGACAAGUGGAACAAGGGGAAGCAAUGGAAGGACCUCCGUGACAAGUACCUGGAGGAGUCGUAG